UUCCGGCCUCUGCCCCCUCCGCCCCGCCCCCGGCCCUUUGUCUCGCUGCUGCCCACGCUCCGGCGAGUGGCCGCCCUGGGCUGGGAGGCUCCCUGAAUCCUCCCGGCAGCAUCCUCCCACUCUCUGGUCAGGGUAAGCCCGGUCCUCCUCCUGGAUAUCCUCCAACAAUUCAUCUCACCUCUUUGAGCCUCAGUUUCUAGGUCUGUAAACUGGGACUAGCAUUGAAUCUCAGAGCGGUCGUAGAAAAGAAAGUGCCUGGAGUCGAUGUCCAGGGCUUCCACUUGGGUCAACUGCAGAAGGCGUGAGGACUCACUGCCCAUUUCCCUCUAUUUUUGAGCAGAGAAGUGGGACCCUCCCACUUCCCUCUCUCAGAUGAGAGCUCUGAUUGUCUUGUAAGUGAUAAGAGAUCCUUGUGCCUGAACUGUGAAAGCCACCUGCUAAAAUAAUAACGAAGGCAAAUGAACCUCUUGGGCAGGGACACAGAGCUAAAAUUUGAUUUAUAGAUGACUUUCAUGACCAGUCACUCAGGAGCAAGGGAAUAUUCUUUUUUUUUUUUUGUUGUUGUUGUUUUUGUUUUGUUUUUUGAGAAAGGGUUUCUCUGUGUAGUUUUGGUGCCUGUUCUAGAUCUCGCUCUGUAGACCAGGCUGGCUUUGAACUCACAGAGAUCCGCCUGGCUCUGCCUCCCGAGUGCUGGGAUUAAAGGCGAGUGCCACCGCUGCCCGGCCCAAGGAAAUAUUCUAUCCACAUUUUUUCAAAUACAGCUAAGUUUCUUGUUGUGGCCACACCGUUCCUUAGUAGGUCGAAUUGGGAUUGCAAAUUUAUACAGAUCACUUCUUGCAGCCUCACACUUGGGCUUAUGUCUUAGAAACCACUAAUUAACUGAUCACUUUAACUUAAGAUAAUAAGAAAAUCUAGAUGGCAAGUGAGGAUUUAAAAUCCACAGGAAAAACUAGGGUUAGGGACACUGCGUCUAACCCAGCACUCAGGAGUUUAGGCAGGUCGAUAACCCUGAGUUCCGAACCAGUCUGGGCUACAAUGUGAGUACCAGGUCAGCCUGGGCAAGACUGAUCUAGUAAAACAGCGAGACUCUGUUUCCAAAAGUCUCAAAACAAUGAAAUUCAUGAUACAGACCUUUUCAUCAAAAUACGGAGCGCGGGCCCGUUUUCAGGACCACGGACAGCGCACACAGACCUGCUCUCUCAUAUUAUUGGUGCUGAAAAUGGUUCUCUGACUGCUCAAGAGGGGACUUAAUUAGCUUCAGAAUUUACAAACCCUGUUCCGCAUCCGUCAUUUCAUUCCUCACCGGCCUCGCCUUCAAGGUGAUCAUUAUUGGCUCUGUGACACAGAGGAAGCAACCGAGACUUAGGAGGUCCAUGAGACACCGAAAGUGGCGAGAACCAGCUUUGAUUUCGGCAGAAUGACGCUGGAGCAGAACCAAGUAUAUUGAGAGGGCUGUGGCAGUGUUUCAGGAACACCGGGCUGCUGUGAAAAUGGGAGGAAGGAAGGGCAGUGAGCAAGGAGACAUCUUCCCCAGGAAGUCUGCACCCUGAGAAAGAGAAGAGGUAUCCUACCCAAAAUGGUUCCAGCAGUCUGAGUACUUCUCUUUGAUAUCAAAGACUCAGGCAGUGGAUUGUUGAGAGUCCUCUUGGUGGGCGCAUCUGAAGGGUAAGGUGUUGCCAGAUGGAUGAUGUGCCUACUUGGAGCUUUCUGGAGAGUUAUAUGUGUCCCUUUAUGGAGAAUCUCCCAAGGCCUGGAACUUAGGCUCACCUUAUAAUAAACCUACAUGGUCACCCACACCAUGUGUUUAUAAAGCGCCUUUUCAUCUGGGGGUGGAAAUGAACACCCUCACUUUGGAGCUGAGAGAACCAAAGCUCUGAGAGCUCCUACGAGCUGGCCAGUAUCACACAGUGAGAUGAUGGACCCAGGACCAAAGCUCAGGCCUCCUUAGUCCAGCCUGUGGAGAUCAAUAUUCAAAGGCUGACAAACCCAGACAUGGAGUUUCCCUGGAAAAUGCCUUGGUUUUGGAGACUGCUUCUGGAAACUUCAGUUUUCUUAUAUGAAAAAAAAAAAAAAAAAAAAAGAGUCCAGGCUUCUGUUAAGGUUGAGGUUGUAGCAAUGAAGUACAGAGAGAGAUUUCAAGUGAAAUUAAUGAAGAUAGUCAAAGCUGAGGGUGGAGAGUACAGGAGGAAGGAGGUGGAGGAAGAAAACUCACCAGAAGCGGCUGUGGCGGUCCUGUCGGGAGGAGAAGCCAGAGACCUCCCUGGAGCCCUUCAGACCCUGAGGAGGAAGGCUGACAGAGAAUGUCCACUCGAGGUCCUGAGAGAACAGCAUCCCCUGCAGUACAGGUGGGGUCUGUGGUUCUUCAGGAAUGACCGAAGCCGGGCCUGGCAGGACAACCUGCAGCUAGUCACCAAGUUGAACACUGUGGAGGACUUCUGGGCGACGUACAGCCACAUCAAGUUGGCCAGUAAGCUCUCCUCUGGCUGUGACUACGCUCUGUUCAAGGAUGGCAUCCAGCCCAUGUGGGAGGACAACAGGAACAAGCGGGGUGGCCGCUGGCUGCUCAGUCUCGCCAAACAACAGCGCCACAUUGAACUGGACCGUCUGUGGCUGGAGACGUUGCUGUGUCUGCUUGGGGAGAGUUUUGAAGAGCACAGCAAGGAGGUGUGUGGGGCUGUGGUCAACAUCCGCGCCAAGGGAGACAAGAUCGCCGUGUGGACGAGUGAGGCGGAGAACCAGGCGGGAGUGAUGCACAUCGGGCACGUGUACAAGGAGCGUCUGGGCCUCUCUACGAAGACUAUCAUUGGGUACCAGGCCCACACAGACACUGCUGCUAAGAGCAAUUCCUUAGCCAAGAACAAGUUUGUGGUGUGAGGUAGACUUCAGCCACCACUCACGGGACGCCCUCUUACUGCUGUUUGGUGCACAGGGAAGACUAAACUGUGGGUCCUGGGGCCGACAGCUUGGCUCUUUACCUGUCUUGGAACACACAUAAGCACCCUCACCCCUUAGAUAAGGUCUCACUAUGUUGCCCAGGUUAACUUCGUAUUUUUUUUUUUUUUGCCUUAAGACAUCCUCCUGCUCCAGACUAAAUAACUGGGAUUACAGGAGCUCACCAUUGUGUCUGGAUUCAUGAUAGUUUUCUUCAACAUUUGUUGGCCCAGUCCUUGUGGCAGCUGGCCAAUACUUAUAAACCACACUCGAUCCCUAGCUCUGUGUGUGGCCAUUUGGCAAAGGCAGGGUGUAGCCAAGUCCUGGCUCAACCCCGCCAAAUGAGGACAGGAGAAUCCCGUGGCCAACACUUCUCUGUGCCUGCCUGGGAAGAGGACCGGGUGGCUCGAGGCACGCUCUUCUGCUUGGGAGAUGUUAAGAGUAGUUCAGUUCUUUGUAAGCACAAAAACUUAUGGGUUACCCCUCACCAGAUCUGUAGUUUGGGUGCCCAUCCUAAACCCUGUCCCUUCCCUAGACCAGCUGUGACUUGGUCCUAGGAUCGACCGCCCUCCCUACCCACCAUACCCCAAGUCCUGGAGUAGGUUAGAGGGAAAACAUGGAGAUUUGUAAAGACGGGUGAGCUCUGGGGACCGAGAAAGCCUGCACAGUCCUAUCAAGACAGGAUGAGGGUCCCGUGGGUUCUGUGUCUCCUGCCUUAGGGCGGGCUGAAGUACAUCAGUGGAUACACCAUAGCACCGUGAAGAAAUUACUGAUGAUGGU
Molecule: messenger RNA, 3711 nt
Organism: Peromyscus maniculatus bairdii (prairie deer mouse)
Lineage: Eukaryota; Metazoa; Chordata; Mammalia; Rodentia; Cricetidae
Gene: Eif4e1b
Product: eukaryotic translation initiation factor 4E family member 1B
Biological process (GO): translational initiation
Cellular component (GO): cytoplasm; eukaryotic translation initiation factor 4F complex
Molecular function (GO): RNA 7-methylguanosine cap binding; translation initiation factor activity
Source: RefSeq, a predicted model, not a curated record